AUCGAAUAGGUAUAUUGGCAUUUCAGAGGAUCAUUUUCUUUUUCCUGAGGUUCACGAGUUCAAGCGCCAACGAAACGAGCCUCGCGGUCUCGCGGUUGGUUCUUCCCUGCGCGCGAGCAACCGUCCCACGCUGAGGGCGUCCUUUUCUAGCGUCGCCUUGUUCUCUGCUCGCCGCGGCCAGUUUGAGUGGGCCAAAGAGCUGGGAGAACAUGCUGCUCGCCAACUAUAAUCACCGGUAACACUUUUGACGCACCGGGAACAGGUUUUCCAUCACCUGGCCGGUUCUAGCUGCUUCCACUGAAAGCAGGGAAAGAAUUGUGAAGAAAGUCUCAGCUCCAAGAAACCAUGCUUUCACCCUCCAAGAGCGGCUCUCCCCUUUGGGAAGGAGAAUUGAGUCCAAUUGAUGGUCUGACAAGAAACCUUACAGAAAUGACAUGGAGCCCGAGAUCGCCGGCACAAACACCCCUGUCAACACGCUUUGUUCUGCCGUUGCCAAAGUCUCCAGCAGGACGUAUCAUGAAAGAGGAGGAGCCUUCACCAACCAUUCAAUGUUGGGUUCUCAAGGACGUGUCCAACCGAACGAACCUCGGCCGGCGCCAGUGCAACUGGAGGCGCCGAUUGCUGGGGCACCAUGAUAGUGACGAAGGAAUACAUUCUUCUAGUAGCCAUGCAAGCAGCUGUGGCUCACAAGAAAAUGCACCCAGCUGCAGUUCAGAUUCAGGCAAGAAGUCAUCUGAUGAGAGUGCAUCCUGGGAUGGCCUCCAGGAAUUGGAAGGAGCAAGUGCUCUGGAUUUUAUCUCUACUGGUGACAGUGACGACGGUUUUGUGUCAAGUCUUGAGGACUGCUUUUUGGAACGAGUGCCCGAUCUACCAGAGUCCUUCCAGAAGCUCUUAGACUCGCCCCUCACCCUUGGGUGUUCGCCAACUUUUAGCACCACCGACAAAAAAAACGUGCCAAAUAUCGACAGCGACUCGGCUGACGAUGUUACCAAGUUGCCUUGCUCUUCUGCAGAAGAGGAAACUGCUGCCACGCAUGGCGCAUCUGGCUUGCUGGAGCCCACGGUUGCAGUGCCCUUCGAAUACCUGCAAGGCAGUGUUUUCAAACGCCCAGUGUCACCAGGAGAUAUAAUACGCCUCCCAUCUCAGAAGCGCAGCAAGGGCAUUCUUUUGCAGAGAUUCACAAGCUACACUGAGCCCAGCUGUUCCUUAAAGGUGACCAACUUUACCAGGUCACGCUCCGACACUGAUGCAUCCAUCAUGAAUGCCUUACAAAAAUCUACUGAUGAUCCUGAUCUCAUAGGAGAUUACACAAAGCCUUACGCCUUGCCUUUGGUGAAGGGAAAGCAUGAUGAUCUCAAGAUGAUACGCCCAUCCACUCUUGCUGAUGUCUUGCGAGGAAAGUAUGACUCUGUUGUGGACGACUACAUGGUGAUUGACUGCCGUUACCCUUUUGAGUUUGAUGGAGGACACAUACAGAAUGCCAUAAAUUUGUACAGCUCUGAGCACAUCGUGUCAGAGUUACUGGACAAAUCUGCAUCAAACACCGAUUCCCGCCGAAUCUUGGUUUUUCACUGCGAAUUCUCUUCAGAACGGGGUCCAAAGCUGUCACGUUUGCUCCGUGAAAAGGACAGGCAAAUGAACGAGGCGCAGUAUCCUGCCUUAAAGUAUCCUGAAAUAUAUGUCCUUGAAGGUGGCUAUAAGGCAUUCUACAACGAAUUUCAGGACUUGUGUACACCACAAGGAUACAUUCCGAUGCGCCACAAGAACUAUGAGGCUGACCUGCGACUGUAUCGUGGCAUGGCCAAGACGGAAGGAGCAGCUUGCAAGUGUCGUGGUGGUGGUCAGGUUCGCCCCCUGAAGAAGUUCUAGGCACUCGAACAAUCAGGUUCUGAAUGGGUUGGAUGCAGUCAUACUUUACCAGAGGACACUGUAGGCAAAAGCCAGCCUGUCGUGGCCUAAGCAGUGUUCAAAGCUACACUUGAAAUGUACGGCAACUUACCAUCAUAACUUGCACUACCACUUCUCCUGCCUUUCGUGUUACUGUGUUCUUUGGCAAUGGGCAUUUUCAUUGAGCGGUUUCUGGAAGCAUGGUUGGUUUCGCUCUAAGUGGUUUUAGUUUAUCAUGCCCACUGUCAUUUGAUGUCAUAGAAGUUGCUCUAGCAGAGUCUUGCUAGCCUCUGUCAAAGUGGUACAGACACCUUUUAGCAUGUCUACAUCCACAAAAGAAUGAAUUUUGCAUUUUACCUUAUUUUGCUGCUCAGGGGUCGCGCAUGUAUUUAUUGCUUCACAAAUAUCACGAACUGCAAGCCAGUUGUUUGUAACACUUAGGAUAUUUUUUUUUGUUAUUUUACUGUCUUCAGUGCAUGAGAGUGACAACUCUUUUAGUCAUUUAGUAAGCUCCCUCUGUUUAUUUUUUUUAUUAUAUGGGACACUGGAAAUAAGUGAUGGGUCUUAAAAAGUUCACGGUGAGUACAUUGAACGCACAUGUUCUUACGCACAAUUUUGUGUAUUAAUAAAAUAUUUUGCAGAC
Messenger RNA from Rhipicephalus microplus (southern cattle tick), 2530 nucleotides. RefSeq names its product M-phase inducer phosphatase 1-B. The record is from RefSeq and is a predicted model, not a curated record. Gene Ontology annotation, molecular function: protein tyrosine phosphatase activity. Gene Ontology annotation, cellular component: cytoplasm; nucleus. NCBI's taxonomy places the organism in Eukaryota, Metazoa, Arthropoda, Arachnida, Ixodida, Ixodidae. Gene Ontology annotation, biological process: positive regulation of G2/MI transition of meiotic cell cycle; positive regulation of G2/M transition of mitotic cell cycle; protein dephosphorylation.